Messenger RNA from Erigeron canadensis, 5291 nucleotides. RefSeq lists its product as uncharacterized. Bases 1106 to 4978 code for a protein of 1290 amino acids. The transcript has 4 exons. NCBI's taxonomy places the organism in Eukaryota, Viridiplantae, Streptophyta, Magnoliopsida, Asterales, Asteraceae. The record is from RefSeq and is a predicted model, not a curated record.
AUAACACAAUCGAAGCAAGGGAUCGCGUAAUAGAGUGGCAUAUGAAGAAAUGUGUGGAAUAUAAUCGUUAGAAAUAAAAGAUUGAGAUUUAUCAUCACCAUAUAUCUCUAUAUCUAUACAUAUAGAUUUUAGUGAGAGAAAGUUGUUUAGAGAGAGAAAGAAAGAAGGUUUUAAGUGGCCGCCAUUUUUAAUAUUGUGGAGUUAGAUUCAUUGGAGGUUUUUGAAAUUUGAUUCUAAUCAGGUAUUUGAAACCCUAGCUUGGCUUACUUGUGUGUAUGUAUAUGUGUGUGUAUGUAUAUGUUGUAUGUAUAUGUUAUGUGUUUUUGAUAUAUUGUUGAGAUUUGAUGGUUGUGGAUGGUUAUUAAUGAUUUGGAAGUGGUUUUGUUUGAAGAGGAAAUUUGAGUUAUUCAAGAAAGAAGGUUUCUUGAAUCAUUGAAGAACUCGUUUUUUUCGGAAUCUUGUUAAUGCUUUAUAUCUUGCUUGGUGGAUCUGUGGUUUAUGUCUACUUAGGGUUUUAGUACAUUUUGGGAUCUAAUUUGAGUUAUUCACCAAGUGGUGUUACAGGUUAAAUUAGGGUUCUCUAAAUCUGAGUUAAGUAAGAAUAGAUGGGUUCGAGGCGAAAAAGGAUGGAUGGAAUGGCUUUUACUAGUCAGGUUUCUGUCUUAAUGGAGAUUAGGGAUCUGGCAACUCUGUUGGAUUAAAGUCUGAUCACAUGUUAUGCUUUGCCACUUAGAUGAUUCACAUGAUUGUGAUGGAAUGGAAGGCUGUCGAUCCGUCACAUGUUGCAACGAUUGCCUUAAUAGAGUUGACUCCCUUUUGUAGAAAGUUUCUCUUUGCUUUCGAGCUGAUUUAUGUUUGUAUGUUUGACUUACAAUGCCAUAGGCUAUAUGUUUUAAUACAGAUCUUGGGUUGGUUAGUUAUAUUAAGAUCUAAAAAUAGAUCUUUUGAAAUAUAACGGAAAUAUUUUUGGCGGCGACAUGAAAUCACUUUUGCAUUAAUUGCUUCGUGUGUAGACUUAUUAUGUUUGUUAUGUAUAUGUCUUUGAUGCUUUACAGACUGUGAUUUUGAGUGCUUACCUUCAAAGACCAAACAAUGAGGGGCUCUAAUGAUUCAUCUAUGUACCCCGGCUAUUGGAUCAAGCAAAAGCAGUGGCAGAACCGUAUCCUGCAACUGUGGUGAAAGACCUGCAGUUGAUGGAAAGAAGUCUAUAAGUUGUGUGCUUAGUACUGUUUUGGAACUGUCUAGUUUGAUUGAUUCUGACUUUACCUGGACAAAAGUUUCUAAAGGUUGUAGAAGUUCAUCAACAAGACCUCGUGGGUCAAAUACAAUUGGUUUAGAUUGCGGAGAACUGUUUAGUAAAGGUUUCAAAGGGUUGGAAAUGCCUGUUUCUGAAUCUGAAAAGUUGGGAGUAUCUAUUCUUGGCUGCCACUUCGGGGAAAAGGCUGAACACAUACCGAUCAAGAAAAGGAGAUUUUUAAUCAGGGCGUCAUCUCCCCCAUGUAACGACCCUAAUCUGUCACUGGGGGUUGCAGAAAGACAUGCCACAAGUCCCAAAGCCUCGUGUCAUGGGCUUCUGUUAAAUCCAAAUGCAAAUUGUCUGCCUACGGUAUCUGAAGGAGCUCAUAUUAGUGGAAUAGGUAGCAAUGAUGAAAAGCUGGAUGUAAAGAAGCUCGUGAAGGAUGAUGACUUCUCUGGCAUAUCUAUACUUGCUGCUGCAGCAUGUAGUAACAGUUUAGGAGCUGAAGCGGAUCACUCUGAGGGGUCAGGAAUUGUCUCAUCUGUGAACAAGAAUCAUGAAAUUUCAACGGCUGCUGAAGUUAAUGAACAAGAGUUGAAAGUCAAAGAAUCUGAUCCGCAUAUGUCCACAACUCCAUUCAAAGUUGAUGAAUCCACAUGUAAUAACUCGGCUUCACAGGCCCCUCUGGAAUUAGCAUUUAGCAAGACAAAUCAGGAUCCAAGCAUACAGAAGUCCCCUGUCCGAGAUGCCAGAUUCAGCUGGGACUUGAAUACUGUCAUGGAUGCAUGGGAAGAACCGAUUCUGAACGAGCAUGAAGUUUCUGCACCUGAUGUUGCAAAUGACAAUGACCCACGUGUGGAAGAGAAAAAGAAUGGUUAUACGAAAGACAUCUCUGAAAGUAAAUCACAAAACAUCAGCUGUCAAAAUUUAUCCAUUCACCUGAAAAGCUUGGUUCAUGAAAAUGAGGAGUUGAAGCUAGGAAAAUGUGAACCAUUCUCCUGUGGAUUUGGUAAUGCUCAACAUGCCAUGGCUGUGAAAACCGAGCUCAAGAAUAUAGAUAAUGUUGAUGAUACUAUUCCUGUUACUAGAAACCUUACCGUGGAGAACUCAACACAUGGUAAUUUUUCAAGGUGGGUGAAUUUCCAGAGCCAGAGCCCCAGUGGUUUUGGUAGUGCUGAAGUGGACACAAAGUUGUCAAUGGAUUGUUCUGUACCUCCUGGUUUUGAUCAUUGUCUAACGUUGCAUUCUUCUAAAGAGAAUGUUGGUUUUUCGCCUACAAUUGUUGACUCUACUGCUACUGCCACAGAAACGGUCAUGCCUAAACAUGAUUUAUCACUUGCAAGUGCAACAUCUUCAGAAAAUGGACCGCUUUGGAGGGAGGUCACUUUUAAUAAAGUUGAUGAUGAAGCCAUGACGAAAAUGGAGUUAACUACCAAUGUGGUUGCUGUGGAGAAUAUGGUCAUCAAGGAAGAAGCUGAUAAAGAAGGUUUGAAACCGGUAGAUCAGAUUACCUUUGGUGCUCAGCUUGUGGGACCCUCAUCAGUGAUGGUGGAGGACCAACCUGCUGCAAUUUCUUUCAUGCAUGAUGCUGCUCGCUCUGAUGCUGAGGCGCCAUUGGAGAAUGGAUUUGGUUAUGCUAAUUUGCAGAGUGAUAAUAGAGCUGGAUAUGGGGUUGAUAAACAGGACGAGCUCUCAGUGGGAUAUGAUUCCCAAUACGAAGAUGGAGAACUAAGGGAAUCGAGUAUGCAUGCUUGGAAAGGAUGUGAGUUAAAUAAUGAAGAAUACGAAUACGAUAUGGAAAACAGAGAAGAUGAUUAUAACCUGCGUGUUGUUGAUCCCCGUGAAACUAGCUCUCAAAAUGGACAAGGUGGUUCCUCGGGAAUGGUAAAUGCCAUUGAAGCCGGAUUUGGAAGAGAAGCAGAUUUAACAUCUAAUUUGGUGUUGCCAGAGAAACUUAACAGCAGUGAUGGGAUAUUAUCUGGUUCGGUACCAAAUGAAAAAAGCAAUGGUCAAGAAAACCGUGAAAGACAGCAUAUUGUGCAGAAUGCAAACCACUCAGAGUGGAAGAUGAAUGUUUCAGGAUGGGAUAUUUUACCUGAAAAUCAACGAAUUUCUUCAAAUAAUUUCGCCAAAACCAGAAACUUCACUGGUCGAAAGUUCUUCUAUGGUGAACAAAAAGACAGAUUUGAAACCGGGGAUGUUGAGAUGAGAGCUGAAGGCUCAAGAUUCUAUCAAAAAGAAUCACUAACUCGUAUUGCAGGUCCAUCAACUCGUGAUGAGUAUGUUGGCAGGGAUAGAUUCCGGAUGCAAGGAUGCAGUUCCAAGGCUGACGAUGGUUUUACUCCAAGACCAGAGAGGGAAUCGGAUCGAUUAAGAUCUUUUGGACGGGGUAGAUACUCGCCUCAUCAUCGUUCUAGUGGCCGGGGAGCUGGUAUGUGGAAUCGUUCCCCAGAAAGGGGUAGGGAUCCUAAGCGCCUUUCUUCGCCAUCUUACCAGGGUCCCUCUUUCGCUCGUUCUAUGCUAGAGGAUUCUAGAACCGUGGAUAAUAUAGCAAAUGAAGGUGGUAUGGAUUCAAGUCGCCGUGGCAGAUCUAAUACUUCAUCAUAUGUUACCCGUCGACCUUUUAGAAGCAGGUCGCCAUUGAAUCGGGAAGCACAAGAUUUUCGUGCACGUUUAGGUCUGAGACCAUCUGGAGACACAGGUCAUGAUAGGUUUGUGAAUCUGGGUCGGGGGAGGGGACGGGGGAGAUCUGUGAGAUAUGGUACACUGCUUGAUGAUGAGGGACCCCGGGGACGAUAUAAUGGACCUGCAGACGAAUGUGAUGAAUAUCUGACAGAAUAUCCACGUCCCUUCCCUAGGAGACGCCGCUGUUUUUCACCUAUAGAAAGAAGAGGAAAUACUUCUUAUCAACAUCACCAAUCCAAUUCACGAUCACCUUCGAGACCUCGAACUCGUUCUCCAAUUGGUAAUACUGGUUUUAGACGCCGCAGUAGAUCUCCUGAUUUCAGACAUGAUACUAGAAUCCGGCGGCCUAGAUCUCCCAAUUGUCGAGACCAUGCAAAUGAUUAUAAUUCAGGACCUCGAAACAAUAAUUCAUCUCCAAUGAGUUCCAGAUGGGUAAAUUACAAGGAUCGGCCUGUUUUUGACAGAAGAUCACCUCCACCUGGGAGGACUAAUGCACCACAGGGGGAAAGGUUUAGUUUUUAUGAUUCAAGAAAGAAACAGAACGAGUACUAUAGAUCUGGACAUCCGGGACAUUUCUCUGACCUAAAAGAAUCUGGGAGAAGCCGGCCCAGGUAUGUGGGAAAUGACAGUGAUCGACCCGAUAAUGGCUACAGACGUGGCGGGUUUGUUAGGCGGUACAACAUGGACACCCCAACAAAGCGCUUCCACUUUGAUGAAGACGAGCUUGGCCGUGGGUUUGAUGCUCGUGACCAACAUGCUUUGGAACUCCUUGCACGAGAAAAUCUGAACUCUGAUUCCAGCCCUAAACCAAGCAGCAAUGGAACAGAUAGCAGAUUUCGUGACUUUCCAAGGCGGGUGAGGGAAGAUAGUGACUUGAAAAGGCGGUCUAGAGAAGGGAAAGAUCCAAAAGAAAGUGAACACACAGAGGAUGAUUUAGCUAAACACCCUAAAGAAGAUAAAGACCAGUCUACUACUACAACUAGUACUACUAACCUUGACUCAAUGCCUAAUGAAGCCGUGAAAGGUGAUGAUAUUAAAACCAAUGUUGGGCCCUAACUAAGCCAUCUGAUCAUUCGUUUUGUGCUUGUUGCCCUUGCUGUAUUUAGGGAAGAGGAAUUGGGAAUACACAUACAUUCCUCUAGCAUUAAACCUUAGUGAAAUUUCUACUUUUUCAGCUUGAAUCUUGCUGCUCUCUGGUUCUGGCUGGCUUGGGUUUAAUUGGCAUUCAGAUUAGUCUAGUCUUUGUUUUGCAUUCACUUUUUUUUUUUUUUUUUAUAGUUUUUUCCCCCCGAAUAGAUCUCUCCUUAUAGCUCCUAGAGGCUACUAUUAGUUUACCUUGAAAUCAUGAUAUAAUUUCAAAUUUCUUUCA